AUGAACAGCGCAUCUCCCAGCCUCGCCAUCCCCUCUGAAAUCCCCCGGAGACGCAAUGGCCGUCCACAAGCCUGUGAACCCUGCCGUCGGCGCAAGGUCGCGUGUGACCACCGGCUUCCCAUUUGCUCACGGUGUAUCCGCAAGAGCACGCCCCAGAGCUGUCGAUAUCUUAUCCAGGGGCAGCUCGUAACGCCGGCUUUGCCCCCAGAUGUAACCAGAAGCCAGUCGGCAGAGAUGCUCGAUGAGCGGCAACCUCGAGAGCCGACGGGACCAAACCCAACUACAGUGAGCCCGUCGACACUGGAAGAUCUCUCCUCGCCUCCGGAUGAAAAUGUCGGUUAUCUUGGCGCAUCGAGCUUCCCGGAAUUCUUUCGCGAGACGCAGAGACACCUCGACUAUGUAGCUGGCCCUAAUCCAACCCAUGAUGGCCUAGCUGGUAAGAACGGAAACAAUGUGACGUCGACCAAGAUGGCUCCAGACGCAGCGGCCUUCGAGCUUGCCUUUACGGUGCUUCGGACCAUCCCAACCAAAGAGGCGGCACAGUUUCUGCUUAGGCGGAAUGUGAAUCCAAACGAUGCCUGGUGUCGCCUUGCUUUGGAUCGUCUUCACGCAUCUCUGUGGACAGCACUGGGCCACUUCCUCGACGGCGAAAGAAGUAAUGAGGCAAUGUCGCAGCUGGCACUGCUGCUUUUCCAGAACAGCUCCAAGCCCCUCAAAGAAGACUUUCCGGAUCCAGACCAGUGGUUUGAUGCCUUCUCCGGCGCUAAUUUUCGGUGGGAAGGGUUAGGCAUCUUGUUCACGUUUUGGUGUUUUGGGUCUGCCUCCCUCAUAGAGAACGGCACGGUUGAGCAGCGCAAGUGGCUUGGACAUCAUAAUCGUAAGAAUCUCAUGCUAGUUUACAAAAACGGUGCCUCAAGAAGCGUUGAUCUUUGCCGCCUGAUGAGCUGCAACAACACCAUGAUGGUGUAUCUCUUGCACAUGCAUGGUCUCACCGAGUCACUCAUCACGGGUGAUACAGGUGCGGGAUUUUGGCGGCAGCAUGCAGAGGCCGUCGCCUUGGCCACCUUUCUUGGCCUCCACACAGCUCAACCGAACAGCUCGGUGCCAGAGGAGUCGGUAUCUGUUCAGGUCAAGCGAAGACUCUUCUGUUCCGUCUUCAACAUCGACAUGGUUGUUUCUACUUUGACGGGCCGGCCUCCGUUAGUCAGUAGCAAGCUUUGCUCGACGCCGUUGCCUCUUGAUGUUAGUGACGAGUCUUUGCUCAACCUCAAAGUUCGGCCUCACCGGCUGGACAAGGAUGGAUGGAACAUGGAAGGGAAGAAUCAUCCAGUUACGUUUCUGCGAGCGGCCUAUAUAAUCGCUGGGAUAAGGAGUGAAAUCCUCGAGAUUGUACUCCAGGCACCUCAUGUUCGCAUCCAGCAUGACUUUGACGCUUUGCGGAAACGGGAAAUGGAUGUUUUCGCUCGAUUUCCAACCGGACUGCAGUUUAACAACGAUGACUUUAGCAAUCCCUCCGUCGACGCUCCCACCCUUUACAUCAGACUGUUGACGCGACUUGAGCAUCUAAGCAACCUAUUCUUCAUCGAGCGACUCUCGUAUACAGGAAGCAACUUAUACAGCUCUCAAAUGCUCGAAAUCAGCCUCGAGAUGAUAUCCCUCACCCUUUCUUUCUGGACGCAGCAAAAUCGUCUCGAAGGCCUACAAGGCGACUACGAGUGGCUGGUCAUGCUACAUGCCGCGCCAGCAGCAGGUAUCUUGUGCAUGGAGCUCCUGAGACAGCCUUCUGGCACUCGACCACCAACUACCCCUAAAAUCACAAAGCCCAUGAUAAUAAAGCAGCUCAGUUUACUCAUGGGCUUCCUCGAAUGGAUCGGACCUGGAGCCCCUGGAGCCCAUUUGUGUAACAGCAUCAAGACGGUGGUCGAGCGAGUGAUGGAGCAAGCUUUGAAUCCAGCGAUUCCAAGACCCGUAACUCAACAGGAGUUUGACAUGACAUGGGACACGAGUUUACUGGAAGAUAUGAACGACUUUAAUUUCGGGCUAUUAGCCACGUUUGACUGGCUGAGGCUUCCGCCAAAUACAAUUUAG
Molecule: messenger RNA, 2088 nt
Organism: Trichoderma aggressivum f. europaeum
Lineage: Eukaryota; Fungi; Ascomycota; Sordariomycetes; Hypocreales; Hypocreaceae
Product: transcriptional regulator family: Fungal Specific TF
Exons: 3
Coding region: 1-2088 (695 amino acids)
Biological process (GO): regulation of DNA-templated transcription; DNA-templated transcription
Cellular component (GO): nucleus
Molecular function (GO): DNA binding; DNA-binding transcription factor activity, RNA polymerase II-specific; zinc ion binding
Source: RefSeq, a predicted model, not a curated record